Molecule: messenger RNA, 2214 nt
Organism: Xenopus tropicalis (tropical clawed frog)
Lineage: Eukaryota; Metazoa; Chordata; Amphibia; Anura; Pipidae
Product: extracellular calcium-sensing receptor
Exons: 6
Coding region: 1-2214 (737 amino acids)
Biological process (GO): G protein-coupled receptor signaling pathway
Cellular component (GO): membrane; plasma membrane
Molecular function (GO): G protein-coupled receptor activity
Source: RefSeq, a predicted model, not a curated record
AUGGAAUUUGCAACUACCUUGUUUUCCACUGAGUAUUACCAGACCAUGCAGGCCCUAAUAUUUGCUGUGGAGGAGAUUAACUCAGAUCCUGAACUCCUUCCCCAAUAUACUCUGGGUUUCCAGGUUUUUGACUCCUGCUUUACAUUACGGAAAGCAGCACAUGGAACCCUUUCAUUGCUCUCAGGAGGAAGGAAAAUCACCCCCAAUUAUCACUGUCACAAAGGGGCGCCUGUUGCUGGGAUCAUCGGUGACUCUGGGUCCUCGCAAUCUAUUCUUAUGGCCCAGAUCUUAGGACUGUACCGAUACCCACAGAUUAGCUAUUUUGCAACCAGCCCUACCCUUAGUGAUCGGAACCUGUUCCCUUCCUUUUUCCGUACCAUCCCUAGUGAUGAGUUUCAAAUGAGAGGUCUGGCCCAGUUGGUCUCCCAUUUCAAUUGGUCUUGGGUUGGUCUGCUGGCCAGUGACACUGACUACGGCCAGUUUGGACUCCAGAUGAUAAAGCAAGAGAUAGUAAAGGGUGGAGCUUGUGUGGCCUUUGCUGAGAAUAUACGGACUAACCAUCCCGACAGAAAUGCUCCUCACCUUGUCCAAGUUAUUAGAAAGUCAACUGCAAAAGUGGUGAUUGUCAUAUCGUCUGAUUUCGAUUUUGUGAUUGUGGCAGACGAGUUGUUGGAACAGAAUGUGAGUGGAAUCACCUGGAUAGCCAGUGAGGCUUGGGCAACCUCAGAGUUACUCUCGAAGGAACCAUAUAAAGGACUAUUAUCCGGCACCGUUGGGGUUGCCAUUCGCCGCGGCCAGAUGACAAGGUUCACCAAGUACAUCAACAGCCUCUCCCCAUCAGAAAAUGUCAACGAUUUAUUCAUCAAAGAAUUCUGGGAGGAAAUAUUUAAUUGCAAAUGGCUGAAUCGGGACAAUGUAACUAUUCCUUUGGGUAAUGAAACCAGGAAAGCCUGUACAGGAAGCGAAAAGCUGGAGGACUUGUUAAACGAAGAGUACCAUAGAGUUUCCCUGAAUCUUCUCCACUACAUUAAAAAAGUCUACUUCAAGACCCAAGAUGGGAGCCAGAUAUUUUUUGAUGCAAAAGGGAACCCGCCGGCUGUCUAUGACAUUGUGAACUGGUGUGUGAAUGCCAAGGGGGCACUGGGGCAGGUUAUUGUUGGGAGAUACGACAUGAAUGCCCCCGAAACGUUCAAUGUAGAUAGUGAUGGAGUUAUCUGGGCCAACGGCAGCACAAAGGUUCCUCUCUCCAAGUGCAGCCCCAGUUGUGCCGCUGGAUUUAGGAAAGUGAUGGUACCCAAUGCCGUGGAAUGUAAUCCGUGUUCCUGGGACACGUGGCCCAAUCAACAUAGAGCGAAAUGCAUAGCAAGAACGACAGAGUUUCUUUCCUAUGAAGAUGAUUUAGGCUUAAUUUUAGCGCCCGUUUCCAUCUUGUCUUCUCUGGUUCCACUUGUUUUCUGGGGAGUUUUUGUUCAUUACAAAAAGACACCAAUAGUCCGAGCCAACAACUACUCCCUUAGCUGCCUUCUCCUGCUUUCCCUGUUCCUCUGUUUCCUUUGCUCUUUAGGGUUCAUUGGUUACCCACAACCUGAAAAGUGCCUUCUGCGCCAGGUGGCAUUUGGGAUGGUUUUUGCCCUCUGCAUCUCCUGUGUUCUGGCCAAAACCAUCACUGUUGUCAUUGCCUUUAAUGCAACCAAACCCGGCAGCAGGUUAAGAAAGUGGACAGGGGUGAGACUGCCAUAUUUUGUAAUUAUACUUUGUACUUUUAUUCAAUUUUCUUUGUGUAUGAUCUGGCUGAUUUUCUAUCCUCCUGUUCCAGAACUUAAUACUGAAACAAAACCUGGAAUCAUUAUAGUGAGUUGCAAUGAAGGAUCGCCCACUGCUUUCUGGUGCAUGCUGGGAUACCUUGGACUCUUGGCCACCAUCAGUUUCAUUGUUGCCUUCCUGGCCAGACGCCUCCCUGACAGUUUCAAUGAAGCCAAAUUGAUCACAUUCAGUAUGUUGGCUUUCCUCAGUGUGUGGGUGUCCUUUAUCCCAGCCUAUCUCAGUGCCCGGGGCAUGUAUACUGUGGCAAUGGAGGUCUUUGCCAUCCUGUCUUCCAGUUGGGCUGUGGUGGGCUGUAUCUUUGUGCCAAAAUGUUUCAUUGUAUUGUUCAGACCCAACAUGAACUCCAGAGAACAUCUCAUGGGGAAAAGAAAUAUCUACAAUUUUUCUUAG